Messenger RNA from Nicotiana tabacum (common tobacco), 597 nucleotides. The record is from RefSeq and is a predicted model, not a curated record. NCBI's taxonomy places the organism in Eukaryota, Viridiplantae, Streptophyta, Magnoliopsida, Solanales, Solanaceae.
AUGUCCACUGCAAUUGAGGGGCCGAUCCGAGACCGCAUGACCGAAGACACCCUCGCGUUCAGCAAGGAGGACCUCGAGACCUUGGUAGAACCAUACAAUGACGCACUAGUAAUUUCAUUCCUUUUAAUCAACAUUCAAAUUAAACGUGUACUCAUGGAUCCAGGCAGCUCGGCCAAUGUAAUCAGGUCAAAGGUAGUGGAACAACUUGGGUUGCUCAACCAAGUCGUACCUGCCUCUCGGGUCCUCAAUGUCUUCAACAUGGCCGGCAAAAUAACGAAGGGAGAGAUCAUCCUCCCGGUUGAUGUGUCUGGUACAAUUCAGAAUACCAAGUUCCACGUCAUCAUUUGUGACACGAGGUACAACGCAUUGCUUGGUAGGCCAUGGAUACACAAUAUGAGGGCGGUGCCGUCAACUCUGCACCAGAUGAUAAAAUUUCCAAUGAAAGAUGGCAUAACAACCAUAUAUGGUGAACGAUAUAUGGCAAAAGAAAUGUUCACAGUUUACCAGGAGGCACCAAGCCCCAUACACUCCACCUUGGAUGAAUCUAGGAGCAUACAGACCCCCGAGGACGAUGAAGAAGAUUUCCUUGCCCCUUGA